Messenger RNA from Paramecium sonneborni, 1515 nucleotides. NCBI's taxonomy places the organism in Eukaryota, Ciliophora, Oligohymenophorea, Peniculida, Parameciidae. The record is from the annotation of a GenBank genome assembly.
AUGUAGAAUCUAAAGCCAAUCACUCCUAGACAAGAAAUUAAGCCAGUCAAAAUCAAUAUUACUACGUAUUACGCAUUACAAUAAACUCUCUAGUGAGUAAUUCCAAGCUUUAACUAAAAUGUAUAACUUUGGUAAAUUGUAAACAAAAAAUGCUGAGCGUGAACUUAUUUAAUAACAUUUGUAAAAUUAGCAUUAAAUAUCAAUCAAUAAUACUCCAAGGAACAAUAUACCAUAAUCUUGUAAAAGUUCAACAGAUGUAUAAAUGACUUAUUUAUAAGAUGAAAUAUUUCCUGUAUUAAAAAAAUAAUGGAAAAGAACAGGUCAAAAUCUAAAACAAUUCAUAAGUUUUAACAAAACCAAAAAACAGUUUACAUCGUAAUUUCUCUUAAUUAGAAAAAUCUGGUACUCCCAUUCUUUCUUCAAAAAUUCAACCCAUCUAAACUUCUUAACAUAAAUAAAAAAAAUAUAAUCCAUUAUCAAUUGAUUAAAAAUUUUCAUCAAAUUAAUAAUUUGUUUAAUAAUUAACACCUUAAAUUAAUAAAAAAGAUGUUCCACAAAAAAAAGACAAUUUAAAAGUAAGUUUAGAUGAUUUUGUUACUUAAAUUAAUAAACCUACCAAAGCUUUGAUAUCCCCUAUUAAAUAAACUAAAUCAUUAUCACCAUCAGGUAGAAUUCAAUCUUCCAAAUAGAGAAGUAUUUUAUAAUAAAAUUAGAAUAAAUAUAUUAUGUGACAUCUCUAAUUGAAACAUUCAAGCACUAAUAUCCUUAAACACUAGAAUAACAAUUAUUCAAAGACCAUGCUAUCUAAACUUAUAAUUGUAUUGGGUUUUGUUUAAAUUUAAAAGAUCCAGAUCCUUAAGUUUUAAGAUCAAAAGCAAUAGAUAUACCUCUUAAAUAAAAUUGUAAAUGUAAGAUGUUUAUAACAUUUAAAUAGUUUAAAAGACUGUUGUAUUUGAUUUAGAUGAAACCUUAAUUCAUUGCAAUGAAAACUAAUCUCUUAAAGCUGAUGUAUAUCUACAUAUAAAAUUCCCAACUGGAGAUAUUGUUUAAGCAGGGAUAAAUAUACGCCCUUAUGCUAAAUGGAUACUUAUCGAACUUAGCAAAGUAUGUGAAGUGAUUAUAUUUACUGCAUCUCAUUAAUGUUAUGCUAGUCAAGUAAUUUAGCAUUUAGACCCUAAUAAUGAAUUACUUUCAGCUUAAGUAUUUAGGGAUGGAUGUGUAUUAUCAUCUGAAGGAGUUCAUAUAAAGGAUUUAAGAAUUUUCAGACGAGAUUUAAAAGAUAUAGUUUUAGUAGACAAUGCUGCUUAUUCUUUUGGUUCACAUUUAGAAAAUGGCAUUCCAAUUAUUCCUUAUUAUGAUAAUUAAGAAGACAAAGAAUUAAAAUUAUUAUAUGAUUUUUUGAUUGAAUAAGUACUCCCAGCUCCAGAUUCCAGAUUAGUUCUUUAAUCAACAUUUAAAUUAAGAGAAUUUUCUAAAUUUAGAGAACCAAAAACAGCCAUAGAAAAACUAUAUUGA